UGCCUUUGUCGCAAUGAGCAAAACACAAAAGCCAGCAAGCACCGGAUCAAAUCGAUUCUCAGCGAAUUCAACUGCAUCAAUCAACGUUCCGUCAAGUCGUUCUGUUAGCUUUUCUCCAGAACAAGUAUAUCGAAAUUAUGGAUCAUUGGCUAGUUUUUCACAAUCUUUUGGACAAGGAGAAUAUUCACAUAAUGAAGGAGAAUUGAGCCAAAGUCAUAGCUAUAAUAGAACUGAUGGUGACGUGGGGUUAGAUCAUACAAUUGAUAAUCAAAAUCCACCUAGUGGAUCAUUGUAUUCACGGAGGGGUACAAAGAUUCCUUUCCGAAUACCAUUAAGUCCUAAUACCCGUAAAAUUUCGCGUAGUCGUGGUUAUUAUACGGUUACACCUGGCUCUUAUUCGGCUUCCUUUUCUAAUGAGAGGACUCCUUGGAACACUUUAAGAUAUUAUAAUGAUACCUUUUUUAUUGGGUCACCCACUGAUGAUAAUUUAUAUGAUGACUCUACAUCAUUAGCGUCACCAAAUUAUGAUGACGUUUCUUGCGUUAUCAUGGAUGAUGGUACAAUACAAAAAAGGAGAGUUUCUUUAAACUCGGAAUAUUCAAGGCAAAAUACCUUUGCCGGAGAGCAAGCGCCAUUACUUGAUUAUUACGACUCGGAUUCAGAUUCCGAAUAUGUUAAAUUUAAAAAACCACCUAGUCAGUCGUUCUGUCACCGCGCUAAAACUUGGUUGCGGGAAAACACAUUAACUCAAAACAAUAAAAAUAUCAUUAAAUGUGCAUUGGCAUAUUUUCUUGCGUCAUUAUUCACGUAUAUUCCAUUUUUAAACGAAUCGUGUGGUUUUGAUAAAUCAUAUAAUUCGCAUCUUGUAGCAACAGUUUCGGUGUUUUUUGAUCCUGCAAAAUCAUUCGGUGGAAUAUACGAAGCUGUUUUUUACGCAAUUAUAGGUGGUUUAUAUGGUAUGAGUGUUAGUAUUGGUAGUAUGUUAAGUGCUGUAUGGUUCAACGAACAUAAUAUGAAUCUUUUGGGGCACAUUAUCUCGGUUGUAUUUUGGUGUGGAGGAAGCAUGUUUAUUGUUGCAUUCAGUAAAGCAAAAAUUAAUAAGCCAUCCUUUAAUAGUGUUGAUGACAUAAAUUAUACGGACAAAUCUGUACAAUCCGCGAUCGAAUCAUAUCGCGCAACUUUUACUUCUCUUAAUGAAUCAUUAAAGCAGGCAACACUUGAGAUACAUAAUAGGAAUAUGCAAGAAAAGCUUCAUUUAUAUAAAAAAGUUGUAGAGAGUUUAACUCGGUUAGCACAACAUUUGGGUGGCUUAAGAAGUUGUUGUGGACUUCAAUGGGAAAUCAUAAAGGACUCUAAAGAUAAAGAAAAGCCUUUGAAUAAUAAAUCAGGUAGAAAUGAAUAUGAAAACGAAGACACUUGUGAUUUAAAAGCCCUAUUAGAGCUUAUUCACUACAUUGGUCCGCAUAUGAAAUCUCUUGCAUACACUUGUAAACAAACUCUUUCACAUCUUCAAGAACAAUUUGUUGAGACAGAUAAUUUACAUUCGAAGAUAGUCCCAUCAUUUACAUUACUUAGCCAAAAUCAAGUUUUAUUAUAUGUCCCUGGCUAUUAUAGUAAUCAAAACUCCAAAACUAGUCGUUCGUUAAACAAAUAUUCGGCAUGCACGUGA
Molecule: messenger RNA, 1669 nt
Organism: Scutellospora calospora
Lineage: Eukaryota; Fungi; Glomeromycota; Glomeromycetes; Diversisporales; Gigasporaceae
Source: the annotation of a GenBank genome assembly